Messenger RNA from Austrofundulus limnaeus, 1444 nucleotides. RefSeq lists its product as uncharacterized. The record is from RefSeq and is a predicted model, not a curated record. NCBI's taxonomy places the organism in Eukaryota, Metazoa, Chordata, Actinopteri, Cyprinodontiformes, Rivulidae.
UUCGGCCAGGACCACCCUUCUGGCGUAUCAAAAUGGGUGCCAGCGCGGCUUGGGAAGGGGUCGAUGCUGUGUGUGCGAAUCUUUCCCUCCAGUAUGCUUGAGGUUGGGCAUGCGUGGAACUGGCGAAUCAACCGCUCCGGAGAGCACUGGGACCAGCUUCUGGAGAGUAUGCCUAGGGUCCCCAUCGGGACAAGGGCCACAGUUGCGAGGUGUGGUCGUCCUCCCCAUGGGUUUAGGGUUGGACCUGUGGGGGUGUCGUGGAACAACUCCUCCGGCAGGGGUCGGGACCACCCUGCCGGAGUUUUGUCUGGUGUCCCAACCAGGAUUGUGGCAUCAGCCGCGAAUCCACAUGUUGCGCAGGUUAAGUCCGUGUCGGUGUGCACUCAGGUCCAGGAGAGCGACUUGGAAUGGCUUCCUGGCGUGCCCUCGGUGGUGACCGAAAUAAUGGCGGAGACUGCCUCGGCAAUGAGAGUAGAGGCAGCUGAAGUCGUGCAGGUGCCACAGCCUGAAGAGGUCGUCGAAGCUCAGAACACACUUUCGGCUGCCGGGCCGUCUGAGUCCCCGGGAGCGUCUAACGAUGCUCCCGACGAAGUCAGGGUCCUUCUGCCAUGGGCUGCCUCGGGAUGCCCGCUGUGUGGGGUGCAGGUGACGGGCAUCGUUGCGCUUGAGCGGCAUUUCGCCGUUCGGCACGCCGGUGUUUCGGCCCUGUACGUGUGUGGCAGGUGCGGGAGGUCCAACGCCAAUAGGCACUCAAUAUCUUGUCACGUCCCCAAGUGCGGGGGCGUGGUGGGUGUUGAGGGGGAGCAGGCGCGCGGGUUCGCUUGCGAGUUCUGCGAUGCAUGGUUCACCACACCUGUUGGUGUCUCCCAGCACAAGCGACAUGCCCAUGUGGCGGAGUGGAACAGGGUUAGACUGGCGAGAGGGAAGUUGCCAACGAAGGGGAUCAAAGCGACGCGGCUAUGGAGUGUGGAGGAGGUGCGGAUGCUGAUCCGGAUGGUAGGUGAGCAUGGGGACUCCAUGGCUACCUACAGGCUUAUAGCGGAGGAACUGGGUGGAGACAAGACGGCCGAACAGGUGAGGAGCAAGAGGAGAAACCUGAGUAUCGACAUGGCCAGUGAUAGCUCACACGAAGCUGAGGACGAGGAUGACGCUCCGGCGCCAAACCUCGGACCUCAGGCUGCACAGUCCUCGGUACGGUCACCUCAGAUCCUGUCUUCGGACAGGAUCAGGGAGGUACUGGAGUCGUGGGGUGACAGAGAGGGUGGCGAGGAGGUGAGAGCUAUCGCUGCUUGGAUCAGGGACGCAGAUCAGGACCCUUUACUGAUCGAAUCCUCAGCGUCUGACAUCAUUUCGAAGCUAGGUAGGAGGGUGGAGGGGGCCAGGAUGGCCCGGCCGCCCGUUCGUGAACGUAACCUGGGGACGGACUGGGAAAGGCGCCUUUCCC